CCCAUUAAAAAAAAAAAAAUGAACACGAUCUUAAAAAAAUUAUCGUGCUUUAAGAGUAAAGUUAAAUCGUUGCGACUAUUCGAAUCCAGGUCAUCACUAUCUUCUUCGUCUUCUUCCUCUUUCACCCCCAAGAGAUUCGACGUCUUUCUAAGCUUCAGAGGCGCAGAUACUCGCAAGAACUUCGUCAGUUUCCUCUACAAGGAGUUAGAGGCGAAAGGGAUUCGAACUUUCAAAGACGACAAGGAACUUGUGAGAGGCCGUCUGAUCUCGCCGGAGCUCCUUCAAGCCAUCAAAGAGUCGAGAAUCGCCGUCGUGGUGGUCUCUGCGAACUACCCAGGUUCCAACUGGUGUCUCGAGGAGCUCAGGGCGAUUCUGAAGCUCGAGGCAAAGGGUUUGCUCACCGUGAUGCCGAUUUUCUACGAGGUGGAGCCUUCUCACGUGGGGAAACAGAUCGGAGAAGUCGCGAAGCAGUUCAAGAAGCACGAGAAGAGACAAAGCAGAGAGAAGGUCAAAUCUUGGAGGGCUGCGUUGGCCAGAUUGGCUAAUCUCUCCGGCGAGUGCUCAAAGAAUUGCGAAGAUGACGCGAAGCUGGUCGACGACUUUACAGAGAAAAUAUCAAACAUGUUGUUCUCAGCAACACCAGUCAAUGGUAAGAACCUAAUUGGUAUCGAAGGGCACAUGAAGGAACUGUAUCCAAGACUGGAUCUAACUUCAAACGAACAUGUUCGAGUAAUCGGGAUCUGGGGAAGAGGAAGCGGAGGCAGAUCAGCACUCGCUCGACACGUUUACGAAAACAUCUCGCAUCACUUCGAAGCCCAUUGCUUUCUCGAAGACGUGAGAAGGGUUUCACUACAUUGCCGCAAAUCUCAUCUGCAAGAAGAGCUUAUUUCCAAGAUGAAAGGAGAAGGCUUGAACACAAAGAGCUCUCACAGGUGUCUUAACGCGAUCAAAGCAAGGCUCAGGAACAAGAAGAUUCUGCUUGUGGCCAACGAUGUGGACAAGAUCGAACAGUUAGACGCACUUGCAGAGGAGUUUAGCUGGUUUGGUCCAGGGAGCAGAAUCAUCAUAACCACACAAGACAGGCAAUUGCUUAUUUCCUCGGUAGUGAAGGAUGUCUACGAAGUCGAGCUCUUGAGAUGCUACGAAGUUCGUCAGCUCUGUAGGUCAGAAGCAUUCAAACAGAAAGACGAUCCUGUUGGUUUCGAGCAGCCUACAUAUCGAGCCAUGAAUCUUCCUGGUAUUAAUGUUUUCGUGACCCUCAAAUAUUUGGUGGCUUUGUUGUGUGGUAGAGGUCAGCUCAGGGAAAGGCUAAGUGAAGUCUUUCGAUUCGUUUGAUUACAAAGCAAAGCCUUAAUAGAUACAAAGUGCAGUAGAUUUAAGUCAAAUAACUUGAUUUUUUUAUUU
Eutrema salsugineum is the source of this 1404-nucleotide messenger RNA. Its product is annotated as toll/interleukin-1 receptor-like protein. Gene Ontology annotation, biological process: defense response; signal transduction. NCBI's taxonomy places the organism in Eukaryota, Viridiplantae, Streptophyta, Magnoliopsida, Brassicales, Brassicaceae. The record is from RefSeq and is a predicted model, not a curated record. Gene Ontology annotation, molecular function: ADP binding. The transcript is spliced from 2 exons. The coding region runs from base 19 to 1335 and encodes 438 amino acids.